Molecule: messenger RNA, 4185 nt
Organism: Arabidopsis arenosa
Lineage: Eukaryota; Viridiplantae; Streptophyta; Magnoliopsida; Brassicales; Brassicaceae
Source: the annotation of a GenBank genome assembly
CAUCUAGAUUCGCGGAAUCUGAUUUCUUUUGUUUUCCCCGGAGUUUCUCUCUCUCGCCGGAUAAACCCUAGAAUUGAUUUCAAUUAUUUUGGUCGGAAUUGUUGUUCGAAUUCGAAUGGGAACUCCGGAAUUUCCAGAUCUGGGGAAACACUGCUCCGUCGAUGUUUGCAAGCAAAUCGAUUUCUUGCCUUUCACCUGCGACCGUUGCCUCCAGGUGUUUUGUUUGGAUCAUCGAAGCUAUAUGAAACAUAGUUGUCCAAAAGGCGACAGAGAAGAUGUAACCGUGGUUAUCUGUCCCCUCUGUGCUAAAGGAGUCCGGUUAAACCCAAACGAGGACCCAAAUAUAACAUGGGAGAAACAUGUCAACACUGAUUGUGACCCAUCAAACUAUGAAAAAGCCACCAAGAAGAAGAAAUGUCCGGUUCCAAGAUGCAAGGAGCAACUAACAUUCUCCAACACCAUCAAGUGCCGAGAUUGCAAUAUUGAUCACUGCUUAAAACACCGUUUUGGACCUGAUCACACUUGCCCUGGACCAAGAAAACUCCCAUUCAUGGGUUUCUUGAGUAGUAGUAGUAGCAGCAGAAAAGAAGCUAAGACAACAAGACCCACCAAAGCUCAUGCAUCAACUUCAUCAUCAUCUUCUUCUUCGAGAUGGUCCAAUCUUCUAUCUUCAGCAGAAGCAGGGAUUAGCAGGCUCGGUAACGACAUAAGCCAGAAGCUACAGUUUUCAAGCAGCAGCAAUGAUGGUAUCGUGGAGGUGUGUCCACAGUGCGGUGCGAAAUUCUCUUCGGUUACUACUCUUGUGGAACAUGUAGAGAAAACACAUGAGAGGAACAAGAAGCAGAAUCAUGGCAAUGUCACAGUCGAUGUCUGCCCUAAAUGUAGCAGAGGAUUCCGCGAUCCAGUAGAUCUUGUGAAUCAUAUCGAAAGAGAUCACCGAGAAGAAAUGAGCUCAGUCUCGGGUGUAAUCUCGAGGCAAGUUUUGCCUGUUUGUGGUAGCCUUUGUAUUCUUUGCCCUGCGCUUCGUGCAAGGUCUAGACAGCCUGUGAAGAGGUACAAGAAGCUCAUUGCUGAUAUUUUUCCUCGUAAUCAGGAGGAUGGCAUAAAUGAUCGAAAGAUAGGAAAAUUAUGUGAAUAUGCAGCAAAGAACGCUGUGCGUAUGCCAAAGAUAUCAGAUUCUCUGGAACAAAGAUGUUACAAGGAACUGAGGAAUGAGAAUUUCCACUCGGCAAAGAUAGCCAUGUGUAUUUACAGAAGGCUUCUGGUCACUUGUAAGGAGCAAAUACCUCUUUUUUCUAGUGGUUUCCUAAGGACGGUGCAAGCUCUUUUGGAUCAAACUCGACAAGAUGAAAUGCAAAUAGUUGGGUGUCAGUCUCUUUUCGAAUUUGUAAUUAAUCAGAAGGAUGGCAGUUCCCUGUUUAACUUGGAAGGCUUUCUCCCAAAGCUGUGCCAAUUAGGACUGGAAGGUGGGGAUGAUGAUAGGUCGCGGAGCCUGCGUGCCGCAGGACUUCAAGCCCUUUCAGCAAUGAUUUGGCUGAUGGGUGAAUACUCUCAUAUUCCCAGCGACUUUGACAAUGUUGUCUCAGCAGUCUUGGAAAAUUAUGGCCACCCCAAAAUACUUACAAAUGCUAAUGAUAGUGGCAGAAAAUGGGUGGAUGAAGUCUUGAAAAACGAAGGUCAUGUAGCUUAUGCAGAUUCCCUCAUAAAUGUUCCUUCUUGGAGAACGGUUGUGAAUGACAAGGGUGAACUAAAUGUGAAAAUGGAAGAUUCCUUGGACCCUAGCUUUUGGUCCAAGGUUUGCCUACACAACAUGGCCAAGCUAGGUGAAGAGGCCACAACAAUGAGACGUAUACUUGAGUCUUUGUUCCGUUACUUUGACGAGGGAUGUCUAUGGUCAACAGAAAAUUCGAUUGCAUUCCCUGUUUUAAGGGAUCUGCAGUUUUUAAUGGAAAUAUCUGGGCAAAGAACACACUUUCUACUGUCUAUGUUGAUCAAACACCUUGAUCAUAAAAGUGUGCUUAAAUACCCAAGCAUGCAGCUCAACAUUUUAGAGGUUACCUCCUCCCUUUCUGAAAAUGCAAAAGUUGAGCACUCCGCAGCAAUAGUCAGCGCAAUAAGCGAUGUCAUGAGGCACUUGAGAAAAUGCAUGCAUUCUUCUCUAGAUGAAGCAAAUAUUGGAACUGACGCAGCAAACUGUAUCAGAAUGGUCAGUGUAGCUGUUGAUAAGUGCCUCGUCCAACUAACGAAGAAGGUUGGAGAUGCUGGCCCAAUUCUAGAUGCUAUGGCUUUGAUGUUGGAGAAUAUCUCCGCUGUCACAGACGUAGCAAGAACCACAAUUGCUGCUGUUUUUCGCACUGCUCAAAUUAUAGCCUCUAUACCAAAUCUACAAUAUCAAAACAAGGCUUUUCCCGAGGCCUUAUUCCAUCAGUUACUACAAGCUAUGGUCCAUCCAGAUCAUAAAACACGGAUUGGCGCCCACCGUAUAUUUUCUGUUGUGCUGGUACCAACCUCAGUCUGCCCCCGUCCUUCCUCGACCACUACUGACCUUAAGAAAGGAAUGGGUCUUCCUCGUUCACUUUCAAGGACCGCUUCUGUCUUUUCCUCUUCAGCAGCUCUUUUCGAGAAGCUGAAGAAGGAUAAAUUUUCAUCGAUGCUGACUUCUGAUCAGAGCCAAAACGGAAUGCCUGAGGAAGAAUGUGGAAGCACUACGGGGGAAAUCCUUGACAGAUUGAAAUCUUCAUACAGUCAGGCAUAUAGCACUUGGAAUCAACCAGUGACCUCGGUAGCAGAUAACUCUGUGGAUCUUUUAAACUCUGAGCUGGAUGUUGUUCAUAUAAGGCUAAGUAGUCACCAGAUAGGUCUUUUGCUUUCAUCAAUCUGGGCACAGUCCAUAUCUCCGGCAAAUACACCAGACAAUUAUGAGGCGAUUGCUAACACCUACAGUCUUGUAUUGUUGUUCUCUCGUGUUAAGAACUCAAGUCAUGACGCUUUGAUUCGAAGUUUCCAAAUGGCACUUUCUUUGCGAGAUAUUUCUUUGAUGGAAGGAGGACCACUUCCUCCAUCUCGGCGAAGGUCACUCUUUACACUGGCUGCAUCAAUGGUUCUUUUUUCCUCAAAAGCAUUCAAUCUUUUUUCUCUGGCGGAUUUCACAAAAGUAACACUUCAGGGACCAAGGCUUGACCCAUUCUUGAACUUGGUUGACGAUCACAAGUUGAAGGCUAUAAAUUCAGAUCAGCUAAAAGUUGCUUAUGGAUGCGAAAAAGAUGAUGCUUCAGCUUUAGAUACUCUUUCAAACAUAGCACUCUCCACUGAGCAUAGCAGAGGAAACCUUGUCUAUGAAAUCGUCAAAAGCUUAGAAGAUAUGUGCAAUUCUGAAAUGGACAAAAUGCGAGAGCAGUUGCUCACAGAAUUUAUGCCAGAUGAUGCAUGUCCACUUGGUACCCGGUUUUUAGAAGAUACCCACAAAACCUAUCAGGAUGAUUCUGGAGAUGUUAAACCUCAAAAGGACGCGGCACUCUUCUCUCACGAGGAUCAAGAGUUUGGAGAUGGCACCGAAACCGUUGCAAAGAAUCAUCCUGUAACAGUUUCUGAAAUCCCAGACCUCCUGACGGUCAAUCAGAUUCUAGAAUCUGUCGUUGAGACAACACGUCAAGUGGGUAGAAUUUCUUUCCAUACUGCAGCUGAUGCUUCAUACAAAGAAAUGACACUUCAUUGUGAGAAUCUUUUAAUGGGAAAACAGCAGAAGAUCUCAAGUCUUUUAAAUUCUCAGCUACGACAUGAGAGUUCUGUUAACUGCUCUCCACGACAACAUGAUGAAGAGAUUAAGAUCGCAAGUUUCCAUCCUAUGCUCAAUCCAACAUUUCAUACUGAGGUCGAAGUCCCUUUACUGUCGAAUUCCUUCGACAUGAAAUCGCCAAGAACACCAGUGGGAACUAUUCAGUCACCGUGCUUUGCAGAACUACAAAAUAACCCACAAGCAUUUAGACUACCAGCCUCAAGCCCUUACGACAACUUCCUUAAAGCUGCUGGCUGUUGAUCAUCGGCAGGAUCCAAACCAUUGUUUGGCUUUGAACUCCAGUCAAAAGAACUCAAACAAAAAAAUUAACAAAACUAGGUUUGCUUGGUUUUCAAAGUCUUGAGUUACGUUUUUUAGAUUCUUUAGCAUUAUAAAUCGGAAUUACUCCG